AUGAUCAGGAAGAAGUCGAACAAAUUAUCUUGGCCAUACACACCUGAACCUUCCCCACACCUUGAGCCUUCAGUCUAUCCCCUGGAAGACGUCCCAGAGGAUUUCGCUAUGUCGGGCGAGGACCUCCCACGGGCGAGACCCAUCAGUAUGAGGUCUCGGAAGGACGGUAUCAUGUCACCAGUCAGACCGACAUUAGACGAAGUACUCAACAAUACCGCCCCUCAACCCUACACCCUCGCCGCAUAUACCGCAUUUCUAUCUCAGAAACAUUGUCUAGAGACACUAGAAUUCACCACCGAGGCGAAAAAGUAUGCAGAAAAGUACGAUGAAGUCUCAGCGCAACUGGCGGGAAUACCUCUGACCAUCGACACGAAUGAGGGUUUUGACUUGAUCCAGGAUUGGAACCGAAUUCUAGACAUCUAUGUCAAACCAGGAGCCCCGCGUGAGAUCAACUUGCCUGCGGAGGAACGAGAUGAUCUGGUAGAACUUUCUGCAGAUUUCAGGCCCCCACAACCAGAGGCAUUUGACCCUGCAAUCAAGAGAAUGUACGACCUCAUGUCGGACUCCAUCUUCAUCCCCUUUUGCGAUAGCCUCAAGACCAUUUCAUACGCACAAACGUACACCAACAUGUCUGCUUGGCAACCCGAGGAGAUGGAAGUGUCCCACUUGACUUUUGAUGAGCGUGCACUGCACAACCGAAUACCUUCCCGACGGAAGCGGUCCCCGCCUAAUACCUCGGCAGCCUCAUUUGAAGCCACCCGAUCCCCUCCGCAAACCCACCGUCCUACUCAAUCUUCAUCACUCUCUUCAGCUCUCGGUCGACAAAGUGGAUCACGCCUUUCGACACAUCUUUCACAUUCAUCCGCUGUCUCGGAAAGUGCCCUUACCGACAGUAGCGGUGGUCUUGAGAGUCCACCACCAGGAGAUCAAGAAUCUAUGGUGACGCCCCCGACAACACCCCCCACCAGCGACAUGCAUAUCAGUGGUGGAAAUGGCCACCAUGGACAAUCGAGUGGUUUCACUUCAAUGCCUCUCCCCAAAUCUCAGAGGAGUGAGAGUGGAGGUUGGAAAAAGAUGACCAAGUUAUUCGGCGGAAGCAAAAAGAAAGGUGGUAGUUUCAAUGACUAA
Messenger RNA from Exophiala bonariae, 1128 nucleotides. RefSeq lists its product as uncharacterized. The transcript has a single exon. Lineage: Eukaryota; Fungi; Ascomycota; Eurotiomycetes; Chaetothyriales; Herpotrichiellaceae. The coding region runs from base 1 to 1128 and encodes 375 amino acids. The record is from RefSeq and is a predicted model, not a curated record.